Molecule: messenger RNA, 708 nt
Organism: Ciona intestinalis (vase tunicate)
Lineage: Eukaryota; Metazoa; Chordata; Ascidiacea; Phlebobranchia; Cionidae
Source: RefSeq, a predicted model, not a curated record
AUGGGGCAACUGUCAAGCUCUGCCCAGAAAAGUUCUGAAAAACCAGAAGAGGGAAAAACAAGAAAACAAACUGUUUUAAAUGUUGGAUUUCUGACUCCUGAGAGUAUAAAGGAAAAACACCCCAUGCAAGUUUUUCAGGAAUGGUAUGGAGAAGCAUUUCGAUAUGGAGUAACUGACCCGUUUCUAAUGAUGCUCGCCACUUGCGGCGCUAAUUGUAAACCAAGUUGCCGCAUAGUGGCGCUGGGGAGGCCGGACGAAAAAGGGUUUCAUUUUGCUUGCCAAAAAAACAGCAAAAAAUCCGCGCAAAUGGAAGAGAAUUCGGCAGUCGCUGCUACGUUUUAUUGGGCGGAAAUUAAAAGGUCUGUGCGAGUCGAAGGUCACGUGGUUAAAACUGAUGACGUCACGUCCUUUCAAGCGUGGCCGGGUGACAUCAAAUAUGCGGUCAGCGUAGGACCCCAACAGGGUGAAAUGGAAAAUUACCAGAAAUUAGUGGAAAAAUACAAAUCGGCGAAUUUAAAAGAAAUUUCGGAUUUUCCCAAGCCUGGAUAUGUACAGUCGUUCUGCCUAGUCCCGGAAUCGGUAGAGUUUUAUCAGGACAGGGGACCAACAUGUCCGAAUGACAGGAUACUAUGUACAAAAGUAAACGAAAAUGAAGAAAAUGACCAAAAAGAUUGCGAAAAUUGGAAAGUUGUACGACUGUACCCGUAG